AUGAACCCAAAACCCCCAACAAUCCUCAAAUACCUUCUAAUCCCCCUCUUCCUCUCCCUCCCUCUCUUCCUCUUCCUCCUCCAAACUCCCUCCACCCCCACCCCCACCCUCCGCCACCGCCGACCGCCGGCGGGUAUCCGGAUCCGACCCGGCUACACCUCCUACGCCACCUACAUCAACCGCCAGCUCAACAAGACCCAGAACCCAAAACUCCGCCGGAUCUGGAGAACCCGCGACUGGGACCGCAAAGUCCGCGUCUUUUCCCAAUUCUUCCAACUCCUCCAAUCAAAAAACCUCCUCCACAACUCGUCCCGCGCCCUUUGCGUCGGGGCGCGGGUCGGGCAGGAGGUCGAGGCCCUGAGGCGGGUCGGGGUGCCCGACUCGAUCGGUCUCGACCUCGUCCCGUCGCCGCCGCUGGUCGUGGAGGGUGACUUCCACGCGCAGCCGUUCGGCGACGAGACCUUCGACUUCGAAUUCUCCAACGUGUUCGACCACGCGCUCUACCCGGAGAAGUUCGCGCGUGAGAUCGAGCGGACGCUGAGGCCCGGAGGGGUGUGCACGCUCCACGUGGCGGUGUCGCGGAGGGCGGAUAAGUACUCGGCGAACGAUGUGUUCGGCGGCGUGGAGGCGGUGGUGGGGUUGUUUAAGGGGUCGGGGGUUGUUUAUACGAGGAAGGUGGACGGGUUCGGGUUGGAUACCGAAAUUGUGUUUAGAAAAAAAGAAGGGAGGAUAAGGUGA
Linum tenue is the source of this 738-nucleotide messenger RNA. Lineage: Eukaryota; Viridiplantae; Streptophyta; Magnoliopsida; Malpighiales; Linaceae. The record is from the annotation of a GenBank genome assembly.